CUACAGCAGCGCCACCACCUGCAUCGGCUGACGUACCGCGCAACUGAAAAACGGUCGUCGCCUGCUGCUCAACCACGUAUUCCCGACGCUUCCGACUCUUGCCCUCCUUCUUUGCUUUUCCCUUGGACCAUCCAUCACGCUUCCAUGCUCUGCAUCCAUGUGUAG
This is a messenger RNA of Bipolaris zeicola 26-R-13, 165 nucleotides long. RefSeq lists its product as uncharacterized. The record is from RefSeq and is a predicted model, not a curated record. NCBI's taxonomy places the organism in Eukaryota, Fungi, Ascomycota, Dothideomycetes, Pleosporales, Pleosporaceae. The annotation marks the transcript as partial. The transcript has a single exon.